AUGGAUUGGACGCACAUCUAUAUCGCCGGGGCCGCCAUGCUGGUGUUUGCCCUAGUCGGUUUGGUUCUUUUGGUCUCAUCUCAGCAUAUCAAAAUCGCCAAUAUCAGCGCUGACCCAUAUUUGAGGUUCAUAUGGGCGAGCUUCAUCAAGCCGCACGAUAAGAAGGCUGGGGGACAACAGGAUGCAUUGGAGAGUUUCUAUAGGACACAGGCCGCCAUUUAUGAUGCAACUCGUCGUCGCCUUCUCUGUGGUCGUGAGGAUAUGCUUGGCCUUGUGGCCGCACAGUUGAAAUAUAAGGUUGACAACAAAGAGGUCAAGGUUGGCAAGGCUGUCUGGGUUGAUGUCGGAGGUGGAACUGGUUACAACAUUGAAGCUAUGGGGGCAUUCCUUCCUGUGAACAAGUUCUUUGGACACAUCUACUUGGUUGACCUCUCUCCAUCUCUGUGCGAGGUGGCGCGCAAGCGCUUUGAGCGCCUCGGGUGGAAGAAUGUCACUGUUCUCUGCCAGGAUGCUAGAUCCUUCCGUCUGCCAGAAAAGGAGUUUGAUCCGCGGUCUACGAUUCCAGCAGAUGAUCGCUCAGAUUUGAUUACUAUGAGCUACAGCCUAUCAAUGAUCCCUGACUACUACAGCGUCGUGGACUCAUUGACCUCCCGUUUAAAGCCAACUGGAAUGUUGGGAGUCUGUGAUUUUUAUGUCCAAAACAUCGUGGAUGUGUCCUGUCGCAACUACACAGGAGGUGCCUUCAACCGCCAUGUCAAUUGGCUUGGGCGUAUGUUCUGGAGAGCCUGGUUUGACUUUGACCGGGUCAGUCUCGAGGCUGCCCGUCGAGACUACCUGGAGUAUAAGUUUGGCACUGUCAUUUCGGCUAGCGAGCGGAACUAUCUCCUUGGUGGUAUUCCAUAUUACAUCUUCGUCGGUCGCCCAAAGGAGAUCGCAUCUACGCCGUCAAGUCAAUCGAUCGAGAGACUGAAUGCUUCUUUUACCGAGUCACCUUACCUACACCCCGCCAAUCACCAACAGGGCAUGCAUCAAGCAGUGGUCAAAAGUUCAAAGGAAAUCCGCUCUAAAGCAUACGAGACCGCUGUGAUCAACCUGAGUGCAAACCUGCCACUCCCAUCGGCCUUCUAUCAGAACCACCACUACCGAAUCCAUUACAACGAUAUGCUACCCAAGCAUACUCAAUUCCAAAAUGAGUACAUCUACGCAUUUACAUGGGAGGAUCCGCGGGUGGACCACCGACUCCUCAACAUUGGCAAAGACGAUGUGAUUCUGGCCAUCACCAGCGCUGGUGACAACAUCCUUGAUUAUCUACAGAAGAACCCCCGCCGAGUGCACGCAGUUGACUUGAACCCCAACCAGAACCAUCUUCUCGAACUGAAGGUUGCUUGCUACUCAGCACUAGGUCACCGAGAUAUGUGGAAGAUCUUCGGCGACGGCAAACACGCGCAAUUCCGCGAAUUGCUAAUCUCGAAACUCAGUCCUCACCUGUCCAGCCAGGCUUUCCAGUACUGGCUCGAACAUGCUCAAGUCUUUAGUUCGAGCUCGGGUCACGGUCUAUACGAAACAGGUGGUUCUCGCCACGCAAUUCGCAUGGUGCGCUGGCUCUUCAAUAUCUUCGGACUACAAGGUGAAGUCCAGAAGUUGUGUGAGGCGCAGAGUCUCGCAGAGCAGCGUGAGAUUUGGCCUCGUAUUCGACGUGUGCUCAUGAGUCGACCGCUCCACUGGGCUAUUGUGAGCACCGAGUGGUUCGCUUGGAAGGCCGCCGGCGUGCCACGGAACCAACGUAACAUGAUUGUCGAAGACUUCUUCCGGCGUAACGGCUUGACGGAGGAUAUGAAAAAGGGCAAAGAUGUGAGCGGCCAGUCGAUCUGGGAAUACGUCGUCAAUACGCUUGAUCCUGUUAUCAACGAUACCCUGAUCAGCAACGACAACUACUUCUACUUCCUUUGUGUACAGGGAAAAUUCUCCCGCAGAUGUCAUCCCACCUAUCUAUCUCCCCAAGCACACGUCAAGCUAUCGACACCUGGCGCAUUUGACGGUCUUCGCAUCCACACCGAUGAGAUCAACGAGGUGAUCAACCGUAUAACCCCAGGCACUCUGACUAUCGCCGUGGUCAUGGACUCGAUGGACUGGUUCGAUCCCGCGGAGGACUCAGCCCCCGCCCAAGCCCGGACAUUCAACCACGCCUUGAAAAUGGGAGGUCGUAUCCUCCUUCGCUCCGCCAGUAUCGACCCUUGGUACAUCAAGCACUUCGAGGAGAACGGUUUCUCUGCUCGGCGUGUUGGAGCCCGUUUCCCUGGCACAUGUAUUGAUCGGGUCAAUAUGUACGCAUCCACCUGGAUCUGUACCAAGACGAAAGAUCUGUCGCGCCCCGAUAUAGACCGGAAAAUCUCGUCAUUUUCGUUGACCGAGAGCGCGAUCCCUGUUGGUAAGAUGUCGGGCAGCGUGGAGAAUCUUGUGACCUGA
Penicillium bovifimosum is the source of this 2466-nucleotide messenger RNA. Its product is annotated as class I SAM-dependent methyltransferase. The transcript has 9 exons. The coding region runs from base 1 to 2466 and encodes 821 amino acids. NCBI's taxonomy places the organism in Eukaryota, Fungi, Ascomycota, Eurotiomycetes, Eurotiales, Aspergillaceae. The record is from RefSeq and is a predicted model, not a curated record.